Molecule: messenger RNA, 953 nt
Organism: Varroa destructor (honeybee mite)
Lineage: Eukaryota; Metazoa; Arthropoda; Arachnida; Mesostigmata; Varroidae
Biological process (GO): RNA processing
Molecular function (GO): ribonuclease III activity
Source: RefSeq, a predicted model, not a curated record
UACAAAAUAGGAAAUAUAUGUAUAUAGGCAUGAUCACUUACUUUUCCUGUGAUUCCCUAUUACAGAAAAAUCGUUGCUCUGCUCUAACUAUGAAGAUGAUCUUGGAACGAACUGUGCAGCUUGGACCUCUUUUAGCCUUAUAUUUUGUGCCUAUCUUAAACCUCUCCAGCCAAGGUUAUAUUCUCAUAACAAUUCGCAUCCUAAAGCAAGAAUGCGCAGAUAGCCUCUGCGUGGGUUUUGAAGUCCUCGGUGGCCAAUGAUCUGUGAAUUUGUUCAUCUCAAGAGUCUGUUUUCGAGGUAUAGGUUUACUAAACGGGAGUACCUUAUCAAAGCUCUUCUGCACAAAAGCUACAAAGCAAAACGGAGACGUGACCGCUUAGACUCAUUUACACUCCUUGAUCAAAUUGGCGAUAUGGUACUCAACUACAUGAUCACUCGAAUUUUGAUCAUGAACUCGCAGAGCAAUUUAAAUACUAAAGCUCUUAGUAAAAUGCGAUCGGCGAUACUCCAAAGAAACGCCAUAUCGUUUAUUGCAAUAAAAAAUAAAGUUGACGACUAUAUCUUCAUCAACGAGCAGCACCUUGCAAAUACUUCUUCCACAGCGAAAUUCAAGGAACAAGUUAAAAACUUGGAGAAUUAUCAGGCCCUGGCCGCAUGCAUCCGCGAUCCAAAACACAGGCCAACUUCAGGAUUUUUCCCGCCCGAAGUUAUGAAGCCAUCAUCGGAUCAGUAUCUGUCGACACCAAUUAUGAUAGACGACAGACGAAAACCGUCAUCAUGUCGAUCUUUAAAAAGGAAAUUUCAAUGUGGUAUACGACGGGUAAAAAGUCGUGCAAGCCAUGUAUUGAGCGACUUGAACACUACAACACUAGUUGCAAUUUGGUAAAAGAAAUGGUUGAAAAAUGUUUAAUAAGAAGAUAUGAGCAAAAAAAGACGUUCUAGGUUAUUUUUAA